Messenger RNA from Aegilops tauschii subsp. strangulata, 312 nucleotides. NCBI's taxonomy places the organism in Eukaryota, Viridiplantae, Streptophyta, Magnoliopsida, Poales, Poaceae. The record is from RefSeq and is a predicted model, not a curated record.
AUGGGAGGUGGCUUCGGUGGCAACAUGGAAGGUGGCUUUGGCGGCAUGGGAGGUGGAUUUGGAGGCAUGGGAGGUGGCUUUGGAGGCAACAUGAUGGGUGGCUUGGGAGGUGGCUAUGGCGGCAACAUGAGUAGCGUUGGAGUUGGAUUCAUCGGCAACAUGACCGGUAUGGGACGCAAUGAAGAUGCUUCCGGUGGUGCUCACGGCAACGAGAGUUCGCCGCUUGUUGAGAACGUCGACAAAGACGGUGGUGAAGAUGAUGAUCGUACCACGGUUCACAACGCCGGUGGUGUUGAUGACCCGCAUGAGUAA